This is a messenger RNA of Acanthamoeba castellanii str. Neff, 1299 nucleotides long. RefSeq names its product NLI interacting factor family phosphatase. The coding region runs from base 1 to 1299 and encodes 432 amino acids. Gene Ontology annotation, molecular function: phosphoprotein phosphatase activity. The record is from RefSeq and is a predicted model, not a curated record. Lineage: Eukaryota; Discosea; Longamoebia; Acanthamoebidae. The transcript is spliced from 3 exons.
AUGGAUGAGACUCUACUCCAUGCCCAACCCGUCAUCGGCUGUUCGCCUCGGCCGGACAGCCGCGUGAUCCAAUUCGAGUUCAAGGAGCAACUGCUCGCUGUCGACUACGUUACGCGACCAGGUGUCUUCCCCUUCCUCGACCAGCUCCUCGUCGAGGGCUACAAGCUCGCUGUCUUCACCGCCGGCAUCCAGCCCUACGCCGAUGCGGUGCUCGACAGUUUCGACCCCACCGGCCGCUACUUUGGUCGAGGAGAUCGCUUCUACCGUCAGCACAUGGUCGGUGGGAAGAAGGACCUACGCGCCGUCUUUGGCGACGACCUCUCCGGCGUGGUGCUCAUCGACGACAACGCCCACGACAUCGUCCCCGAAGAUCAGCUCGACCACGCCGUCUGUGUCGACCACUGGCGUGGAGACCCAUCGACGACACCCCAGGCCCUCGCAAGUCUCAAGAGAGCAGCCAAGGCCCUGGCCAACAAGCAAACUGCAAUGUCGGAUCUCGAGCGUCAACACAAGGAGGCCAAGGCUGCCAUCGAGGAGACCCGUUGGAGACGAGCUAGCGCCAUGCGCGCCUGGCUGAUGGCUGUGGCCAGGGAGAGGUGCAAGUGGGCGGCUGUCAAGAAGCAGGUCGGUGUCGAGGAGGUCCGUGUUGAGGAGGUCUGCAUCGAGGAGGUCCGCAUCGAGGAGGUCGGCGUCGAGGAGGUCUGCAUCGAGGAGGUCGGCGUCGAGGAGGUCUGCGUCGAGGAGGACUUCAAUCAAGGGAGAUUCAUCUUCAACUUCUUCAUCACCCUCAUCAUCAUGAUUGGAGCUUGGGUGAUGUGGAAUGGCCACGCCGAGGAGGGCCUCACCAAGGAGGAGGAGGUGCCCAUCAAGGAGCUGGCUGUCGAGGAGGUCGGCAUCGAGGAGGUCGGCAUCGAGGAGGUCCGUGUCGAGGAGGUCGGCGUCGAGGAGGUUGGUGUCCAGGAGGUCAGCGUCGAGGAGGUCGGCGUCAAGGAGGUCGGCAUCAAGGAGGUCAGCGUCGAGGAGGUCAGCAUCAAGGAUGUCAGCAUCAAGGAGGUCAGUGUCAAGGAGGUCGGCGUCGAGGAGGUCAGCAUCGAGGAGGUCAGCGUCAAGGAGGUCAGCAUCAAGGAGGUCUGCAUCAAGGAGGUCCACGUCAAGGAGGUCUGCAUUGAUGAGGUCCACAUCAAGGAGGACCACAUGGUCAAGCCCCAUCAGAGGAGGAGGCCAGCGAGAGUGAGGCCUGCAGCAACCUUCAAGGGAUGGCUCUUCUCAAUAUCCCAGCAGGACCUGCCUGUUGGCUGA